Messenger RNA from Prionailurus viverrinus (fishing cat), 8268 nucleotides. It is a transcript of the gene CEP83, whose product is annotated as centrosomal protein 83. The transcript is spliced from 16 exons. NCBI's taxonomy places the organism in Eukaryota, Metazoa, Chordata, Mammalia, Carnivora, Felidae. Bases 533 to 2638 code for a protein of 701 amino acids. Gene Ontology annotation, cellular component: centrosome. The record is from RefSeq and is a predicted model, not a curated record.
GGGACCCACUCGGGCUCCGCUGGGCUUGAGGGGCGGCGGGUGGUGGGCGGAGGGUGGUGUUUCCGCGGGUCGGCGGCUACUGAGCUGCCCAGCCGUCCGCAGAAAGCCCGUCCGCCGAGGUGGAGCGAAGCUUUUCUCCGCCUCCGCCCUCGGAGCUCUCCCAGGAUACCUCAGAUUUCCCUGGAGUCCGGAGCUCUAGGGGCGCGCUCGGCCCUCCUUUUCCUCUUCAGCCUGCGCCGCGAGCGGCUGCCGGCCUGGCCAGCACCUCGCGGGUGGGACCUUAUCCCUUAGCCUCAAUGCCCGUGCGAGAAGAGUUGAGUGGGUGCCGGUGGUUGGAGCUGUGCAGGUGCCCCCCGGUGGCAAGUGUGGCCACGGCACCGGGCGCUAUUAAGUUUUAUGCGCGCACGUUGCAAGGACUGUGUGUGAGUCUGGUAUAAUUUGGUAUCCUGAGUGUCCGUCUUAGCAAGAAGGAAGUGGAAAAUACUCUUGAAAAGAAAACUAAGACAAUAAGGAAGCCAGAACUUACUUUUACAUGGUGAUUUGCUCACUUAACAGUAUGGACACUUUUCCCACCACAUUUCCUCCUGGUGGAGACAGUGGGCUGACAUAUUCUCAGUCUGAGGUGCAAAAAAUGUUAAUUGAUGAAAGGUUACGAUGUGAACAUCAUAAAACUAACUAUCAGACUCUUAAAGCCGAACACACAAGGUUGCAAGAUGAGUACAUAAAGUCACAAAAUGAACUCAAGCGCCUAUUAAAUGAAAAGCAAACUCACCAGGAAAAAUUUCAGCUGCUGCUUGAAGAGCUACGAGGGGAAUUAGUAGAGAAAACUAAAGACUUAGAAGAAAUGAAACUGCAGGUGUUAACUCCACAAAAGUUGGAACUGUUACGAGCCCAGAUACAACAAGAAUUAGAAACUCCAAUGAGGGAACGUUUUAGGAAUCUGGAUGAAGAAGUGGAAAAGUAUAGAACUGAAUAUAAUAAACUCCGCUAUGAACAUACAUUUCUUAAAUCAGAAUUUGAACACCAGAAAGAAGAAUUUGCACGUCUUCUAGAAGAAGAAAAAAUAAAAUGUGAAUCAGAGAUUGCAGGACUGGAGAAAGAUAAAGAAGAACUACAUAAUCAACUGCUUAGUGUUGAUCCCACAAGAGACAGCAGACGAAUGGAACAACUUGUUCGAGAAAAAGUCCAUUUAUGUCAGAAAAUAAAAGGCUUAGAGGCUGAGGUAGCCGAAUUAAGGGCUGAAAAAGAAAAUUCUGGUGCUCAGGUAGAAAAUGUCCAAAGAAUUCAGGUACGGCAGUUGGCUGAGACGCAGGCUACAGUCAGAUCCCUGGAGGCUGAAAAACAGUCAGCUAAACUACAGGCUGAACGCUUGGAAAAAGAGCUACAAUCAAUCAAUGAACAAAAUACUGUUUUAAUUAGUAAAUUGCAUAAAGCUGAACGGGAAAUAAAUACAUUGACCAGUAAAGUAAAAGAACUUAAACAUUCAAACAAACUAGAAAUAACAGACAUCAAACUGGAGGCAGCAAGAGCUAAGAGUGAGCUAGAAAGAGAAAGGAAUAAGAUUCAAAGUGAACUGAAUGGGUUACAGUCAGACAAUGAAAUUCUCAAGUCAGCUGUUGAACACCACAAAGCACUCCUAGUAGAAAAGGAUCGUGAAUUAAUACGUAAAGUACAAGCUGCCAAGGAAGAAGGUUAUCAAAAACUCGUGAUAUUACAAGAUGAAAAGCUAGAGCUUGAGAACAGAUUAGCGGAUUUAGAAAAAAUGAAAGUGGAACAUGAUGUCUGCAGACAAUCUGAAAAGGAUCAGUGUGAAGAGAAAUUGCGAGCUUCACAGAUGGCAGAAGAGUCGGCCAGAAGGGAACUUCAGAGUAUUAGGUUAAAACUUCAGCAACAAAUUGUGAAUAUUGAAAAUGCAGAGAAAGAAAAAAAUGAAAAUGCUGACCUGAAACAGCAAAUCAGUAGUUUGCAGAUCCAAGUGACCUCACUUGGACAGUCAGAGAAUGAGUUGCUGAAUUCAAACCAAAUACUGAAGGAAAUGGUAGAGAGGUUAAAACAGGAAUGCCGAAAUUUAAGAAGCCAAGCUGAGAAAGCACAACUAGAAGUUGAAAGGACUUUGGAAGAGAAACAGAUACAGUGGUUGGAAGAAAAGCAUAAAUUUCAGGAACGUCUCACUGACAGAGAAGAAAAGUAUAAUCAAGCUAAAGAAAAACUGCAGCGAGCUGCAAUUGCCCAGAAAAAGAGAAAAUCCCUUCAUGAAAACAAAUUGAAGAGACUGCAGGAGAAAGUAGAAAUCUUAGAGGCAAAGAGAGAAGAAUUAGAAACAGAAAACCAGGUGUUAAAUAGACAAAAUGUUCCAUUUGAAGAAUAUACAAGGCUUCAAAAAAGACUAAAGGACAUACAGAGAAGACAUAAUGAAUUUCGAAGUUUAAUUUUGGUUCCUAACAUACCUCCAACAGCAUCCAUCAAUCCUUUUAGUGUUCAGUCAUCAGCCAUGGUUCCAGGCAUGGACUUGUCGUUUCCUCCUCAUAUGCAGGAGGAACAGCAUCAAAGGGAACUCUCUCUACUUCGCAAAAGACUAGAAGAACUAGAAACAACACAAAGGAAGCAACUAGAGGAACUUGGAUCUCCUGGGGAAUGAUGUUCAUGGAAAAAAGAUCAAAAGGGAUGAAAUCACUGUGACUCAAUAAAGCUUGAAGUUUUAACGUAUGUGGCAUUUAGAUACUGUAUUCCUGUUUGCCAGAACAUUUGUGCCUCAAGAAAAGGUACCAGCUACAUGAUACAUUGCAUCAGUGUCAGGACUUUAGGAUUAUACUCAGGAUAAGUAAAACAUUAAAACCCCUUCAGAGAUGUUUAGAAUAUUUAUUGACAACUCUUUUGAGAAUGUUAGAAAAGAAAAAAAAAAUUAGAGAAUCAAGUUGUUAUUUUAUUAAUUUCACUUGUUGAAUUUUUUUUUUUUUUGGCAUUUUACCUGGAAUAUGCCCAUGUUUGAUUCCUUCUGCCACUUUGUGAUGCUUGGCAGUAACGGGCAGUAAACAUUCUGCAGUUUACCGUAUACAAGAGGUCUAAACCUCGUUCUUGAAAAAAAAAAGUUUAAAGGCAGCAUUAAAAAACAAAACUUCGGGAUGCCUUGGUGGCUCUGUCAGUUAAGCGUCCAACUCUUGAUUUCAGCUUGGGUCGUGAUCUCACUGUUUGUGAGUUCGAGCUCUUCAUUGGGCUCUGUAGUAACAGUGUGGAGCCCGCUUGGGAUUCUCUCUCUCAAAAUAAAUAACUUUUAAAAUAAAAAAAAAAAAAACACGUUAAGACGUGUAAAUAUAUAAUGCUACCAUUCUAAAAGCUGUGUGCAUAUAAUUAAAGAACUUAAAUAUUUUUCUACAUUGUCUUUUAAUUUUGAGCAUACACUCGGUAUUUAGCAAUGUAGAAAAGUCUCAAUGUUAUUUUCUAUUCUAAUGAAAACCACAAAGUACAAAUAAUUAAAUCCUAUGAUUUAAUUAGUUGUGUAAAACAAGGGCCAUUCAUUGUAAAACUUGAACCCACUGGGGUCCCUUAGCGGUAGUGUUGCCUCCUACUGUUUGGGAUCUAACCGAAUUAUUACAAAUGUCUUAUCUCUGUGCAUCCCUAACCUCUUUUUAAGGAAGUCUGCUGCAAUAACUUCACAUCAACAAGGCAAAGCUCAAAUCCUCCAAACUAAGUGGAAUGUUCAUUAUCUGGAAGUCUUUAGGAUCAAAGGUCCAGGUAGAUAGUGGAGGAGCAGUGCCUAAUACCAUGUCAAAGAAACUGGAGUCAGUUGCUGCAUUACAGAACCGCUUAUUCCCAGACGCAGUGGCACCUUGUUGCUGAAAAGUAAUUUCCAUGGGGCCACUUAGAAUUUAAAAAAUCUAUUAUAACUAGAACAUUUGAAGGAAAACAGAAACAGGCCACCUUUACAUCAAAAUGUUUAUUUUUGGAUAUAGACAUUUAAAACAUUCAUCUCCAAGUACAGCUUCAAUCAGGUAUACAAUAAGAAAUAGACUUUAAAUCCCUAAUACGGAAAAGGUAACAGAAUUAAUUUUUAAAUGCUGCUGUAGACACUAGUGUUAGAAAAAAAAAGUUUAUAAAUGAAUUGUUUGCACCAAAAAAAUAUGCAAAGAAACUUGAAAAUAGAAAUUGUUUGCCAUUUGUUUCUCUGGUUGCUGUUUAAUGUAGACCCAGUGACUGAUUGUCUUCAGCACACAUCUAAUUUGGCCAUUUACUGUAUUUGGCUAAUGUGAUCCAAGAUGUGGUCUAGAUCGUGCUUUUCACUGGAGGAUUGACAAACACGCUACAUACGUUAGUGAAUCUUCACACCACCUCAGUGAGGUAGGUUAGAAAUAGUAUACAGAAAUUGAGGCACAAAGAGGUAAGUGACUUGCCCAAAGUUCCCAGCAGCAUAGCCCCUGGAAGAGGAGGUAAGGCUCCACACGGGACUCUUGUGCCAGAGAGCUGGACAGGGACACCCUCACGUAGCAUUUACUAAACACGCAGAUAAAGCUGUAGCUGAUCCUUUUCAUAGCAUUUCUGUACCCUAAAGAAGGGGAAGUCUUUUGGGCAACUCUCCUACCCUUGGCUCUCAACUGUCCUCCUGUUAUUAUUCUCUUACGAACGCCUUCACAUCAAGACUGAGGCGGCCUCAGGCGGGGAGCAGACCUCUCACCUUGAUACUUGUAAGUAACCUAUUUGGUAGUAUUUUUGAGGUGUGUCCAUUGGACCGACAAUGGUCAAAAGUGAUGGGAUUGGGAAGGUACCUAUCAGGGCAGUGACUGCUUAUUUGAUCAGUUUGUUGAGGUAUCACCUCUUACUCUUUGCCAGAUAUUGAGGAGCAACAAGAAUUUCAUUUUCAAAGACAAAUUCACAUUCAACUCCUGAUAUCCCAUACAGUGUUGGUAAAUGAUUUUAAGGACUAGAUGAUGAGUGUUUUAUUUGCUACUUGAAAAAAUGUCUUUCCUUAAUCUGGGAUUUGGAGCACCAAGGGUAAAAGGUGCCACAAGGAAAGUUGAGAGUUGCCAAUCACAUUUUUUACUUUUAAUAGGAAAACACAGUGGUAUUAAAAUUGGUCAUGAGCAGCAAAAAUUCAGGAAUAAAAAAUCAGCAAUAAAAAGACUACGGUAGAACUGGACAGGGAGUUCUUUAAAAAGAAAGGCAUGAGUAAAAUGAGUAUUUUGAAUUCUUUCUCUUGUGAGGAAUACUUUCAAAAAGUACAUAGUAAGACUAAGAUACCAAGUUGUAUACUAAUAUUUUUCAGGCCUUGGGCCUCAAAUAUAUAUAUAUUCAUAUAUAAUACUCCAGUGUGAACAGCAAUUUCAUGAAAUGUAAAAUGUUUUUUUUUGUUUGUUUUUUUUUUUAAAUCACACACAAGUAUUUAUAACCACAGGGUUCACCAGAAAUCUAAAGCAAGGAGACACUAAGUACAGAAACGUAGGAUUAGGGGAGUGAGUUACUCUUCUACAGAUAGUUUUGAUCCAAGGUUUUAGACAGAAAUAAUGUUUGUUUUUUUUUUUUUUACAAUAGCCAACAUGUCCACUAUCAAAUACAUUUAGUAUGAAAAAAUGAAAAAAAAAGGGAACAUACAUCAGGACAAAGUGAGUAAAAUGCUGUUGCAUUUAAAUAAAGCCUCCUCACUCUCCUUGCUUUAGAGCUCCUUAGUGAAACGGAGGUGAGUCUGAUGGAGUGCAGUCCAUGACCACUGAAAAACACGAGCCCUUUCAACAAUGUUGCAACACUGUCAGUUUUUGGUUUAAAAACACACACACGCUCACGAAUGCUAAGUGUAUACACUACCAAAUUCUGCGGUCAGCUUUUCCAAGAACUACUGGGGAAAGUUUCAAUGCUGCAAAUCCUCGAGGUUGCCCUAACACCUCCACCUUGUUUCCAAAUGACUCAGUUCACAUUUUCUUUUGAUCAUUGGCAGUGUCCCCUUUCUGCAGAGGUGCAGUGUAGUCACAAGUGCUACAUAACUGUAGUUUUCAAACAAAACCACUUACAUCAUUGUGCUUAAGUGGAGACUGUAGUUACAAUACUGACACUUGCUUACUGGCCCUGUAUUCUCUGUAAACAAGGAGGCUGUUUGCAACAACCACUUCAACUCUAUUUACAGAAAGGUUCCUACGGUAUAUGCACAGGCACAAGGUUGGUAUGCUUUCUAAAAGCUGUGCAUGUGCCUCCGUCUCUAAAAGACAGUGCUCAAAGUGGAACCUAUGUGCAAACUUUAAAAAGUAACGACACAGAGUAGCUCAAGUAGCCAUUUUGCUCCCAAGUCGUCUGAAGAAUUUUGCCAGAUUAAGCCAGUCCCCAGAGUGCUUACAUCCACUUGCAUUUCUUCUUUUCAUCAAAUAAGACUUUUACAUGCAAGAGUUGUUUCUGAGCUUCUUCCAGCCCUCGUUCUCUUUCUAGUUUAUUUAGAAUCUGUUGACAAUUAGAACAGUUAUUUUAGAUAUUGUGAUCUUAGCAUUAGAUUUCGAUUUUUGGGGUUUUUUUUUUUUUUUUUUGCAUUCCUGAUGCCGUGAGUGGUAAAAAUCUGUAUGAAACAGAUGCCAACAUUUUCUUCGAUCAUUUACAUACUCACUUUGCAAGUUGUUUUGCUAAGUCAUUAUCACAGGAUCAACAACACUUUGGCUUAAAAUAGAAGCUAGCAAGAAAUACCAACUAUUUGCUUACAAAUAUGGGGCCAGACUUCCAAGGCCCUGGUUUAUGCAUUAUGUCACAGCCAUUCCAAGCACAGCAAGCAUUCUGGGCAGCCAACAUGCAGGCAAGUAUUUCUUCUUAAAUGCAGCAGGCAGGGGCAUCCUGGUCAGAGUUGAAUAUUUCCCUCCCCUCCCCUCCCCUCCUGGGCAGUGUAGUGCCUCCUCUCCCCUCCUCCCCUCCCCAGUGCUUCCCUUCUAACCCCUGGCCCCUGGAAAGAGGGAUGCUUAUCAUGUUUAAGGAACUCAUUGCCUCUACCCUACCUUAGCGCUUCACUUGAUCUUCAAGUAGCAAAUGGAAUUGGUGAGCUAUUCUCACCAGUGACAUGGAUAGCCUGUCCCAGCAUGACUGAGUGGGGGGGAAUCAGGGAAGGGGGAAUUAACAUAUAUUUGGAAACAGCGCAUCUGAUGACUGUGUCUGUGUGAAUUCCCAAAGAAAAAAAUCCAGAUUAAGGAGAAUUAAUCAUAAAGGAGAAUGGUUUAUUGAAAUAGUUGCUUAAGUUAGAAAUAUGUUAUACUUUCAUAUACCUGUUGAACACAGAAUCUAGGCAAUUUAACAAGCUUAGCUUUCAUUUUAGCAGAUUACAAUCAAGCAUAAGCUGGCCCUAUUUAAUAGGACCACUACUUACUCAUCAAAGUUAUAUUGAGUCAGUGUGGCUAUAGACCCCAUGAACUCAAAUGUAAAUUCAGGCUGGUCCAAAGGCGGGCAGCAUGAUAAAACCGUAAGGGGACAGCCACUUGCAGGGUCUGGCUCGGUGCCAGGAUCCCCCAUCUCAGACAGGCUCCCUGGCUUCCCUUUCUGGCCAUUAGGGAUGCCAGAGCUGUCCUGAGACCGGUAGAAUGCUUUACAACCAAAUCCUGGCGACUGAUUCAUAUCAAUUUUUUGAAAUGUUAUUUAAAAUCUUACCUCAUCAAAAUAUUUUACGAUGUAUUUGUAAAUUUCUGUCAAGGCCACUUCUUCAUUAAAUUCAUUUUCAUGUUUCUUAAAGAAAGAAAGCCUUGUUGAGAGAUUCUGAAAUGACUUUUCAAGACAGAAGUAACAAUGUUAUCUUAUUUCUACUUUCUAGCAAUACCUUAGAUUCCUGAGUUAAGAAUUCUUCCAUUUCCGAAGAUGACAAUGGAGGCAAAUCCCUGAUUGCUUUGUAAUAAGAUUUUACUUCCUCUUUGUAGGUUGGGAUAUCCUUGGCAUAGAGAAGUUUAUUAGUUGGUGCUUCCUACGAAAACAAAAACAAGCAUCCAUGGCCAAGAGUAAAACACCAUGGGGAAUUUAUAAUAGUAACAAUGUAGCUGAACCUCCAGCACUAUCACGACCUCCUAGUAACAAAGCUUUUUCAUGCAGUGGGCCUUCAUCAGUGUUGUUGAUUGAAUGACUGACUGCUAUCCAGAUAGUUCUGGUGAGUCACUGUUCUUUUCAGGCGAAUUAAAUGCUAAUAUAUUCUGCCUUCCUCUCAUAAAAGAGCUAAAAUUAUUAUUUUUGCAUGAUUUUGAGUUACUGUAACAACGGAACUUAUUUCAGUCAUAGUUCAUUACUAAUGGUUGUAAAAAGCCUGAAUUAAAACAUUUGCUCUCAUCUUCA